Molecule: messenger RNA, 1110 nt
Organism: Cladocopium goreaui
Lineage: Eukaryota; Dinophyceae; Suessiales; Symbiodiniaceae
Source: the annotation of a GenBank genome assembly
AUGGUGAAUGCGAAGAUCCGUGAUUUGUUUGGAGAGCGUUGCUUGAGCACUACUCAAUUGUGGCUCCAUUUGGUAUUCUGUAGCUGCAUGCGGAACACCAUCAAUGCCAUCCGUGCCGUCACCGCGGCCAGCAGUGCGAGACUUUUCAGACGUCGCUUGGAUGCAGUUCCAAUCCCAGCAGAGAAGUUGGAGGCGGCGUUGCGGCAGGUGCUUGGCGCUGAGGCCGCUGGAGCCAGCCGCACUGCCGUGGCCAGGGCUGGCAUGUUGCACAAGCAUCCCGAGGUCGUUCGGAUUGGGUUGUCACUGGCACAAUCUGGUCUUGGUGUAGAGAUUCAACAGUUGCGGUCGGAACACGUGCCGGCUGCCCCCAUAGGGCUACGCGUCGAGUGCGAUGGAGCGCAGGUGCCUUUGGAUGCUGGUGAGCUUCGAGAUUUUCGGUGGCCACCCACGAGUGUGGAGGUGAUGGCGAACGACUGGGAGGUGGAGUCCAUUCUUUUCCGCUACCCAGAUGGGUCCUAUCUUACAGGUUUGGAUGGAAAUCCGCUUGGCCGUGGCCGAGCUGCACCGCCAUUUGAACUGAUGCGGGAUGAGUUCAUCACCAAAAUCACUGGCUACGCCACAUUUGGGACGCUCCGGAGUCUGCGUUUUCACAGCAGCAAGGGCCGGAUUUCUGACUAUGGCUGCCAGGUGCCUCCUGCUGAUGGUGAAGCGUUCUGCUUCGCAGCGCCGCCCGGCACCGUGCUGGCAGCCUUCAGUCGAAAGGCAAUGCAUGGGGAUGUGGUAGAGAGAUCCAUGGCAUGUGGAUGCAUGUGGGGCAUGUGGAGCUACGCAUGUAUGAAACAAUGCACACAAUAUAUAUAUAUAUAUGUAUAUAUAUACACAUAUGUAUACACAUAUGUACAUAUAUAUAUAUAUGUAUACACAUAUGUAUAUAUAAAUAUAUGUAUAUAUAUAUAUAUGUAUACACAUAUGUAUAUAUAUAUAUAUGUAUAUAUAUAUAUAUUUAUGUAUAUAUAUAUAUUUAUGUAUAUAUAUGUAUAUAUAUGUAUAUCUAUAUAUGUAUAUAUAUAUACACAUAUGUAUACACAUAUGUACAUAUAUAUAAUAUAA